Messenger RNA from Phanerochaete carnosa HHB-10118-sp, 1625 nucleotides. RefSeq lists its product as uncharacterized. Gene Ontology annotation, cellular component: transcription factor TFIIE complex. Gene Ontology annotation, biological process: transcription open complex formation at RNA polymerase II promoter; transcription initiation at RNA polymerase II promoter. The transcript is spliced from 7 exons. The record is from RefSeq and is a predicted model, not a curated record. NCBI's taxonomy places the organism in Eukaryota, Fungi, Basidiomycota, Agaricomycetes, Polyporales, Phanerochaetaceae. The coding region runs from base 43 to 1518 and encodes 491 amino acids.
CUUAGACACUCGUUCAUACUUUCCCCAGGCCUUCCGGCCUAGAUGUCAUCUCAGCUUUCGAAAGAGGACCAUGAAACACUACAUCUGCUGGUGCAACAUGUUCUACGUGCCUUCUACGAGCCGAAGUACACUGUCGUAAUGGACCAGCUGGUCCGGCACCCGGUUCUCAAAGAUGAUGACUUGGCCGGGAGGAUGGGUUUCCAACUGAAGGAGCUCAAUAAGGUGAUGGUCGUUCUGGAGAAUGACAAGCUGGUCAAAGUUCACCGCCAAAAUGAGCUCAAGGAGGGUGCUCAGAGAUCUGUUGGACGGCAGUACUAUUAUAUCGACUACCAACAGUUCUGCAAUGUUGUCAAGUGGCGUGUGGCGGAAAUGCGCCGGCGGAUAGACUCUACCUUGAGAAAUGAACUUGACAACAAGGGAUACAUCUGCUCGCAGUGUCAAAAGCUAUUUUCCCCUUUGGAAGUUGACAAGCUGAUGGAUUUCGCUGCUGGAACCUUCAUUUGCGACAUCUGUCACGCCGAGCUCGUCGACAAUGAGAAUGCGGAAAGUGUUCGCGGCAGCCAGGACCGUAUGCAACGUUUCAACAGGCAGAUGCGCUUCAUUCGAGAGGGUCUCCGAAAAACUGAGGACAUGGUUCUCCCUGCGUUUGAUGUGGCUGUCUGGAUCAAGAAGAACAUCGAAGCGGAGAGGGCGAAGGCCGCUGCUCAGUCGGGCGGGCUCAGAAUUGCUGGCUCGGCUGGAGACGGCAGGCACGAGGACACCAUAGGAGUCGUCAUGUCGGUGGACAAGGACGAAGCCACUCAGCGGGCCGAGCGGGACAGAGAAGCCGCUGCUAAGCGCAUGCAGAAUAUACUACCCGCCUGGCACCUCAAGAGUACCAUAUCUGGCGACCUCACCGCGCUUGGCAUUCGGGAGCAUGCGAGGGCGGAGCAGCAGGCGGAAGUGGAUGCGAACCGGCUACCAAGCUCGAACGAUGCGAUCCUGCGCGGGCUGACCAAGGUGGAGCCUCAGCCAGUGCGCAACAUCGACCUGGAUGUGAACGUGAAGCCGGUGGUUACCCAGAUGAACGAUGCGGAAUAUUACGACCAGUAUUAUGCCUCGUUGGUCGCCUCGAACAGUACCUCCGCGCAGGAUACUCCCGCCCUCACCAAUCUCAGCGAGUUUGGCGAGGAAGAAGAGGACGUCAAGCCGAAUCUUGAGUAUCUUGACUCGCUGAACGAAUACCGAAAGCGCUCGCGAUCACUGGAAGACAGUGGCCUUGACCGAGGUCCGAGCAAAACCCCGAAACUUAACGGUCACUCGCUGUCGAAUGGGUUCGCGCCUCCUGCUCCUGAGCCCGAGCCCGAGCCACCGGUCAUGGCUGAAGAAGGGCCAGCGCCAGAAGGGCUUAUGGAUGAUCCCAUUGUAUAUGUGAACGGUGAUCGAAUGAAGUUCUCCGGGGUUACCGAGGAACACCAGGAGAGCAUGACACCCGAAGAGUAUACGGCCUACUUCGAGAUAUUCCAGUCUCGUUCGUAGGGUCGCUUAGCUCUUUCGGCAUCGGAGGGACGCUGUGCGCCAUACUGAUGUAUCGAGUAGACGUAUUGUAUACCAUUGUGCUAAUAUACAUCAGAUUUUAAUAGCAU